AACGGGUAUAAAUUAUAAUUAAAUUUAAUGCGGAAGUGUCAUUAUCGUCUUCCCAGAAGAGUUUCAAAAUGGUUAAUGAUGCCAUUAACCAGGAGGAAGCCAACCACAGACGGUUUGCUGUUGCGAUUUAAAUAGUUUUUAAUUGAUAACUAAUUGCAGCGAGACGAGUGCCAAAACUAGACAGUGGUCGACAUGGCUGUGACGUUUUCAAUGCUGCAACAUCAACAUGGUAACAUUGCAACUCUUUAGACAGUUAAUUGGCAGCAACACCGACAGCGAUAUUAGCAGCAGCAGCAGCAGCAGCAACAGCUUUUCACCAGGAAAUCAAUAACAGUUUAGCCAAAACAAAAUAAUAAAAUGAAACCGGGGUAAAAGCAUUUCUCUAUUUCGGAAGUAGCUAAAAAUGUCAGCACAACUUCUAAAACAAAACAAAUGCAAAUAUGGCCCAGUUUUAGUUUGUUCUAAUUUUGCUAAGCGGCAAACAUUGCUAGUCGGGAAAUACCGAGCAAAACACCUGAGAGUUUUACUGCCAAUUUGAAAGUUUGACUAUAAAAGGGGGAUCUAGAUUAAUUUCUGUACUUAGAAGUCCAACGGCAAUUCAAACAUGAAGGUGUUUUAUCAAACUAUUCUGGGACUGGCGCUUAUUUUUGCCAUACUAAGUUCCUCUUUGACUUACGCCACACCAUUAGAUGACAAUAAAUCGGAUGAGUCUCUCCUAAGCGAAAAUUCGGAAUCGGAUGAAUCUGUGCCCAAUGAAAUUCAACAGGAUUAUCUCAAUGUGGCCAACUACGUUACCCCGACUCCUCCAUGGUGGUGGAACUAGAAACGGAUUUACAAUUUUUUUACGUUUUGUUAAAUUAUAGUUCCUUAAUUUGGAAUAUAUAUUCUUUUAAUUAAUAAAGUUAUUAUUCAAUCAUA
Molecule: messenger RNA, 918 nt
Organism: Drosophila yakuba
Lineage: Eukaryota; Metazoa; Arthropoda; Insecta; Diptera; Drosophilidae
Exons: 2
Coding region: 605-823 (72 amino acids)
Source: RefSeq, a predicted model, not a curated record